CCUGCAAAAAGUUCAUAGUAUCAUCACUCUCACUCUCAUGCGGCCAUUGCCAUCAACUUUUUUCAUUCUCUUUCUUUUCUUCAAUCUUUCUAGGAAAAAAGAACACAGGGUUUUCUAAUAGCAUCCGAGGAUUCAGAUAAUGAAAAAGAUCAAAAUCCCACAAUUUAUUCUCUCUGUUUACAGUGUUCUUCUGGUUCAGUUGGUGAAUCAUGGAAGCUGCGAUUUGGGCUCCAUUCACGUUGGCCACAAGUUAAGCCUUGCGGUUCCGUCGUUGUACAUCGACGGGUUCGUCGGCAGAGCGUUCUUGAUGGACGAUGGCGAUCGAGUGGAACCAUAUUUUAGAGUUGCAUUGAGCGCUGAAGCUAGCAAAGGGAAAUACUCAUGCUCCUUGGAAGUGUUCUUGGGAGAUAUCGAAGUAUGGAAUUCUGGGCAUUAUUCCCAGUUUUACACCGCUGAUUCAUGUGUUCUUGAGCUCAGCCAAGAUGGUGAUUUGCGGUUGAUGGGUCCUAAAAGUCGAGUCGGGUGGCGGACCGGAACAUUUGGACAAGGUGUGGAGAUGUUACAAAUCCUAAAGACUGGUAAUCUAGUUCUCGUGGAUGGUUUGAACCAGAUAAAAUGGCAGAGUUUCAAUUUCCCAACUAAUGUAAUCCUCUGGGGACAAAGACUAGAUGUAUCCACUCGGUUAACUUCUUUCCCAAGAAACUCAUCUUCCUCGUACACAUUUGAAAUCCAACACAACAAGAUUGCUCUCUACCUCAAUUCUGGUAAGUUUAAGUACUCUUACUGGGAAUUUAAGCCUCCCAAGAACCAAAACGUCUCGUUUGUUGAAUUGGGUUCGAAAGGGUUAGUGUUAUUCGAUGAUGAACGUUACCAAAUCGCACAGAUUCCGUCACGGAGAUCGAUUCGGUCCCCGAGCUUGAGGCUUUUAGCACUGGGGAAUGAGACAGGGAACUUAGGACUCUACUUUUACUCACCUAAAACAAAACAAUUUGAAGCCUCAUUUCAAGCUAUCAACUCCACUUGUGACCUUCCUUUAGCUUGUAAACCUUAUGGGAUAUGUACAUCCCAUGCUUGGUCCUGCAUUCAGCUUACAACGAAGGAAAAAGACAUGGAUUCGAGUUCGACACGGUUCUGCAACGGAGCUCGAGUCGAGAUGCUCGAAUUAAACGGUGUAAAUACAAUUCUCAAAGAUGCUCCCAAAAGGGUUAUUGUCAGCAAGACAGCUUGUGCUAAUUUGUGCCUUGAUGACUGUAAAUGUGUUGCUGCAUUGUAUUCAUCCGAUAACAGGUCCGAAAACUUUCGAGAAUGCUCGCUUUACGAGCUCGUUGCGGGGAUUAAACAGGUUGAAUCGGGGACCGGAGUGAGUUAUAUGAUCAAGGUUCCGAAAGGAACGCGGUACGAUCAUAGUGUGAGGACAUGGGUGUUGAUUGUGGUGGGAGUUGUUGAUGGUUUAGUCAUCAUACUGAUUCUGGGAGGGAUUUCUUAUUAUUUGAUUCAGAAAAGAAGAAAGUUACUAGGCACUAACAAUAACAAUACUUGACAUCAGGUGAUUGCUGAAAAUUUUUCAUUGGAAACUCCAAAAUACAGUGUAAUUC
Hibiscus syriacus is the source of this 1595-nucleotide messenger RNA. Its product is annotated as EP1-like glycoprotein 3. Bases 140 to 1540 code for a protein of 466 amino acids. The transcript is spliced from 2 exons. Lineage: Eukaryota; Viridiplantae; Streptophyta; Magnoliopsida; Malvales; Malvaceae. The record is from RefSeq and is a predicted model, not a curated record.